AUGGUCACCCUCACUGUUGCCCUGAAGGCGAAUACUGCCCUCACCAUCCCUGUGUUUUCAGCCGGCGCAUACGCCGCUCAUCACGGAAUUCAAGUGGACAAUGUGUUCGAGAAUACAAGCAGUGUGGGCUCCACCAAAAGUACCGUGGAACUUGUCACAGACAGUGGCGACAAGCUGGCCGACGCCGCGAUUCCUCGCUUUUUUCUUGAUCUUCUAAGUUCCGCUGGCCGGGUUCAGGGGAAGCAAAGCGAGAUAGAAGAAUGGCUCAACCGCCUCCAUCCGUUUACCGUCCUUGACUUUAAGGCUUUGGAAAUUCCCGUGAAGGAACUCGAGUCGCAUCUCACACUGCGGUCCCAUAUGGCUGGCUAUUCCAUUACGCUAGCUGAUAUUGUCAUCUGGGGUGUGCUGCGGGGCAACCGUGUUAUUGUCGGCCUGCGACGAAACAACCAGAAUGCCAACCGGUGGUUCAAAUUCAUCGAGAGCACAUACCCUUGGUUGCCUGAAGCUGUAGCAGAUUUUCAAGGCCAAGCACAGCAGAACAAAGCUGCUGCCAACCCAACCGGGGCCAAUUAUAAUAUUGGCCUCAAAAACACGGAGAAUGGAAUCGUUUGUCGUUUCCCUCCGGAACCAUCUGGGUAUCUACACAUUGGCCACGCCAAGGCUGCCCUUCUGAAUGACUAUUUUGCACACGAGUACGGAGACAGAUGUGGCGUCCUCAUUUGUCGCUUCGACGAUACGAACCCGUCCAAAGAAUCCCAGGAAUUUCAAGACUCGAUUCUGUACGACCUUUCGCUUCUUGGUGUCACCCCCGACCGCAUCACUUACUCGAGUAAUUAUUUCCAGCAAAUGUACGAGGCCUGCAUUGGGCUGAUCAAGUCCGGCAAGGCCUAUGCUGAUAAUACCACCAAAGAAGUGAUGCAAGACCAACGGAUGAAGGGAAUUGUCAGUGCGUGCCGUGAUAUGAGUGUUGAUGAAACUCUUGCUCAUUUCGAGGAGAUGAAGUCCGGCUCCCAGGAUGGACUUCAGUGGUGUAUCCGGGCCAAGAUAUCUGUUGAUGAUGUUAAUAAGGCUCUGAGAGACCCGGUCAUAUACCGUUGCAACCAUCAACCGCACCACAGAACGGGGACCACCUGGAAGAUAUACCCUACUUACGACUUUUGUGCUCCUUUCCUUGACUCUUUGGAGCAAGUGACGCAUGCCCUCCGUACAAACGAGUACCGCGACCGCAACCCACAGUACUACUGGAUUCAGAAUGCCCUUGACAUCCGAAAGGUUGACAUAUGGGACUUCUCUCGGCUGAACUUUAUCCGAACUGUCCUGUCAAAACGCAAGCUUACAAAAAUUGUUGAUGAAAAUGUUGUUUGGGGGUGGGAUGACCCACGCAUGCCUACUGUUCGAGGUAUCCGCCGCAGAGGCUGCACUAUUCCGGCACUUCGAGAGUUUAUAUUGAAACAAGGUCCCAGUCAAAACAUUGUCAACAUGGACUGGACCCAAUUCUGGGCUGUCAACAAGAAAUACAUUGAUCCCGUCGCCGCUCGCUACACUGCAAUUCCAAAGCUCGAUGCCGUAACUGGUUUUGUCAGUGGCAUUGAAGAAGCAGCCGCUGUAGAGAAACCGAAACACAAGAACCCGGCUCUAGGGACCAAGAAGGUCAUCUACGGCAAGGAGGUCCUCAUCAGCCAGGACGAUGCUCGCCUCUUCAAAGAUAACGAAGUCAUUACCCUCAUGAAUUGGGGGAACGCUAUUGUUUCGAAAAUCACCGCAGAUCCACAAACUGGAAAGGUAACGGCUCUCCAACUCAAGCUCGACCUACAAUCGGACCCCAAGAAAACGGAGAAGAAGGUUACCUGGCUCGCUAAAGAUCCCGCAAACAUGAUAUCGGUUGAUUUGUACGCUUUUGAGCACCUAGUUACCAAGGAUAAGAUUGAGAAGGACGACGAAAUCAGUCAAUACCUAACGAAGCCAAGCGAGUCCCAUACCGAAGUCUGGGCAGACUGCAAUGUUUCGAAACUAUCCACCGAUGACAUUAUCCAAUUCGAUCGUACAGGAUAUUUCCGCGUUGACAAAGCCUGUAGUGAGGGCCAUGCGGCUGUCAUGUUCAACAUUCCUACCGGCAAAGGUGCUUAG
Molecule: messenger RNA, 2127 nt
Organism: Aspergillus puulaauensis
Lineage: Eukaryota; Fungi; Ascomycota; Eurotiomycetes; Eurotiales; Aspergillaceae
Exons: 2
Coding region: 1-2127 (708 amino acids)
Biological process (GO): glutamyl-tRNA aminoacylation; translation
Cellular component (GO): methionyl glutamyl tRNA synthetase complex; cytoplasm; cytosol
Molecular function (GO): glutamate-tRNA ligase activity; ATP binding
Source: RefSeq, a predicted model, not a curated record